This is a messenger RNA of Etheostoma spectabile (orangethroat darter), 2092 nucleotides long. RefSeq lists its product as uncharacterized. The record is from RefSeq and is a predicted model, not a curated record. The transcript has 2 exons. Lineage: Eukaryota; Metazoa; Chordata; Actinopteri; Perciformes; Percidae. Bases 184 to 684 code for a protein of 166 amino acids.
ACCACACGUUACCCCCUUUUCCUCCUUGUUGCCCUCUUCCUCCCCAGUGUUUCCCUUGUGUCUCUGGGAAAGCAGCAGUUUAAGGGGGGAAAACAAGUGCGUGGAGCCAAGAAACAGGUCUGACCUCAGUUACUGGAACUAAGUAAGGUGCUGUUUUGGAGUCUCUAAAGUCGCCAAGACAACAUGAACACCACUGAACCAGCCGCCAACUUCACCUUUACGUCUAACACAGAAAAUGUCACACUGUCCAGCCUGACAACCACCACCAUCCCUCCCACCAUCCCACAGCCUCCACCCUAUUCUUCAGACAUCCACGACCCAGAAUUCACCAUUGUGGUGGUGCUGUGUUUGUCACUGCUGCUGGCAGGGUUAGCUGCCUUCCUGGCAGUGUGCCGACCCUCGGAACAGGAUGGGGACUCUGAGGCGAGCUGCAGCCGAGGGGGGAGCUUGACCCGUGGAAGAAGCCGGUCUAGUGAGCCCCAGCUAAAGGUGUGGAAGAGGCUGGGCUCAUAUCGACGUUCAUACAACAUCUCCUUCAGACGACCACCCCAUCGCAGGCCGCAUGAGCGUGGGAGCACACACGUGUCCCUGUCACCACCCCGACAGACACAGCCACAGCCAGAAGCAAGUGUGGAGCCCCACCUCACUAUGCCUUGUCUGUUUGACUAUGUUACUGAAAUCUGAAUGGACAACAGGCUGAGGGCAGAAGGACUGCUUCCUAAAACAAGCGACACACUGUAUAUGUUAUGGCUGGUGCAGCGAACAUCACUAAUACCAGGUGUGUUUGAAGAGUACAUGCAAAUAAUGUUUAGCCUUAGUUUUACUUUUUAUUGCAAGGUGGAUGAGGUUUGCAACAUGACAAUUUAGGCAAUCAAAAAGUAAUUGAAGCUGGGUUUACACAUUUUUGUGACUCUGUGACUUAAUUUCACUCUUUAUACAGUCCCUCCAGGAUUUUGCGAUGUUGUGAUCGUGCAAAUUCACGCAAAUUCAACCAAUCACCGCAAAUUUGACCAAAUACCGGAGUUUUCCGCAACUUCAACCAAUCCCAGCCAUCCCACCCGCUAGAAUCAGUAUCAGUAUGGAACUCUGGGAGAGCAAAAGAUGGUGAUAUUUCAGACCGUCCUGCCAACCUGUAAACAUUUCAACAUCUACGUACGCUGUAAAAAAAAUUUCACUCGGAAGUAGCUGAAGCGGCUGUUGUUUUAAUCCUGUCUGCUCUCUGCAGCGGGCGGGGCUACUGAGCUCCCCCCACGACUGACACGCACGCACGUCCGCACGCACGCAUGUCCGCACGCACGCACGCACGCACGCACGCACGCACGCAAUGUGCAAUGAUAAGUAAAAGUCCAAUAAGUCCUUUAUCAAACCAUGUGAAUGUAUGUCUCAGCCCAAGACAGGAAAUUAACUAACAACGUAAAGAUCAAACAAGCCACUGACAGACAUGUUCAAAUUUGAUUCAUUCAAUAAAUUAUUAUUUUUUGUAAAAUCCACCAACCAUUUUCAUAUUGUACCAACAUUUGCAGCAUCCUGAGCCUUUUUGGUAAGGUCACUAGGAAAACUCAGCCUAGAGUAGUUUAUUCUCCGCAAAACAAGUUUCCUUUUUAUUUUUAAAGACCAAUAAAAAAACAUUUUAUAAGCAACUUUUAUCGCAAUUUUUUUACAAAAGCUCCCGCGACAUAAUUUUGGGCCGCAACAAUCUAAAAAAAAAUUUGCAAAAUCCUGGAGGAACUGGUUAUAGCAGGAUGUUGUUUUCAGCAUAGCUACGCACUAUAUAUAGCGGUAAAAUUAUUUAACAAUGAUUUAUUUUUUCAAGGCCAAACUUUUAUAUAGACAAAGUUCUUAUAUAUCCCCCAAUCACAUUUAAAGUGUAGGUACAAGUAUCAUUCACGCUCGUAAUUGUUCUGAUGCAGAAAACCCAUCCACCUGGUAAGCCAUGUAAGACAAACAUGUUUCAUGCAGGUCUCAAAACAUGAUAGGUCACUAAUACUGCCAAGACAAAUGCAACCUGAGCCAAAAAGAGACCACUGUGUGACUAAUCCUUUGUGUGUUUUGCAAUUGUUACAAUAAGAAAUAAAGUGAUACGUUUGACUGU